Sardina pilchardus (European sardine) is the source of this 2632-nucleotide messenger RNA. It is a transcript of the gene crhr1, whose product is annotated as corticotropin releasing hormone receptor 1. Bases 1 to 1284 code for a protein of 427 amino acids. The transcript has 14 exons. Gene Ontology annotation, biological process: adenylate cyclase-activating G protein-coupled receptor signaling pathway; cell surface receptor signaling pathway. The record is from RefSeq and is a predicted model, not a curated record. Gene Ontology annotation, cellular component: neuron projection; plasma membrane. Gene Ontology annotation, molecular function: corticotrophin-releasing factor receptor activity; corticotropin-releasing hormone receptor activity; corticotropin-releasing hormone binding. Lineage: Eukaryota; Metazoa; Chordata; Actinopteri; Clupeiformes; Clupeidae.
AUGUCGGGGACGUGUGGGGAUUGUCUCCGCUUCUUUUCUCCUCUGUUUCCUCGUACACUGGCCCUCUUGAACCAGACGCUCGGCCACUCUGACAUCACAGAUUUUUCAGCUCACACUUUGGCCCUUUUGAAUCAGACGCUGAGCCACACAAACAUCACCGGUGUGUACUGUGACACCUCUAUAGAUGGCAUCGGUACCUGCUGGCCCAGAAGCAGUGCUGGGGUGGUGGCGCUGCCAUGUCCCGAGUUUCUCAACGGUGUGCGCUACAACACCUCCAACAACGUGUACAGAGAAUGCCUCACCAACGGAACCUGGGCCAUGAAAGGAAACUACUCACAGUGCCAUCCGAUUUUGACUGAGGAGAACAAGAGUAAGCUUCACUACCACAUAGCAGUGAUCAUAAACUAUCUGGGCCACUGCAUCUCACUCGGAGCCCUCCUGGUGGCCUUCAUUCUCUUCAUGCGGCUCAGGAGUAUCCGCUGUUUGAGGAACAUCAUCCACUGGAAUCUCAUCACAGCCUUCAUCCUGAGGAACGCCACCUGGUUCGUCGUUCAACUCACCAUGAAUCCAGAGGUCCAUGAGAGCAAUGUGAUCUGGUGUCGGCUGGUGACUGCGGCGUAUAACUAUUUCCACGUGACCAACUUCUUCUGGAUGUUUGGGGAGGGUUGCUACCUGCACACGGCUAUCGUGCUCACCUACUCCACCGACAAACUCCGCAAGUGGAUGUUCAUCUGCAUCGGCUGGUGUAUCCCAUUCCCCAUCAUAGUGGCCUGGGCCAUCGGAAAACUCUACUAUGACAAUGAGAAGUGCUGGUUCGGGAAGCGGGCGGGCGUCUACACAGACUACAUCUACCAGGGGCCGAUGAUCCUUGUGCUGCUGAUCAACUUCAUUUUUCUCUUCAACAUUGUCAGAAUCCUGAUGACCAAGCUCAGAGCCUCAACAACAUCAGAGACCAUUCAGUACAGGAAAGCUGUGAAGGCCACUCUAGUACUCCUGCCGCUCCUGGGCAUCACCUACAUGCUGUUCUUUGUCAACCCGGGUGAAGACGAGAUCUCCCAGAUAGUUUUCAUCUACUUCAACUCCUUCCUAGAGUCCUUCCAGGGCUUCUUUGUAUCUGUGUUUUACUGCUUUCUGAACAGUGAGGUUCGAUCUGCAGUUCGGAAAAGGUGGCACCGUUGGCAGGACAAACACUCAAUCCGCGCCCGCGUGGCACGCGCCAUGUCCAUCCCGACCUCGCCGACUCGUGUCAGCUUCCACAGCAUCAAGCAGUCAUCGGCCGUGUGAGAAAGAAGGUUCUGGGCUCGGCUGGCUGGACGACUGGACGGCUAUGGUCUCUUUGGUCACCUGGUUCCACUGCACCACCACGCCUCCUCGACAGCCUACACCGCACACACCUCCGGCUCUCUUCGUCACGUCGCGUUGCGUCACGUCAUGUCAUGUCAAGUUGUCGCUUCUUCCUGCUAAGUUGCUGGGAGACCAGGAAACAAAACAAAAACAAAACAGAAAACCAUACAGGUCCAUACAGGGUACACAAUUUUCCAGUCAGUAACAAAUAACAACACAGGACGACAGGCGACUGGAGAUGUGGCACACAUACGAGACAAACGACUUGUUUUGGUGCCAUCUCAAGAAGCCAAAAGGCUUGUUUUGAUCAGCAGAAGGGUCAGAAAGUAACUGUUUCAUCUGUUGUGAGAAUGAGAAUGGGACUUGAUUGACCCCAAAACACAGAUUGCAGGAGCCAAAGAAAGGAUCGGUAAACGGUUUAGCUCUCCAGGGAUGUUGGCAAGGGAUUCUGUCAACUGGCAGCAAUCAAAAGUUCAAUUUCCUCUGGUCCGUUUCAGUUCCUUAAUGACCUCCACCUCUGGCCACAGCAGGAGCUGGGACACAGUUUGUCGCCAGAGUGAAACUUGAAACGACAAGGUCAUAGAGGAGGAGAAACGAAUGACUGAGCCAGAAGGUGCGAAGACAUCCGUAGUGAUAAAAUACACACACCCAACUUGCUCAUAGUUUACGCUGAAUUGCGUCUUGACUAAGGGGGCUGCGAUUUAUUGGAGAGUCUUUGUGGAAAUCGCACCUUUGAAAUCAGAUGUCAAUGUUUGCAGAGGACAAAUUGGAGGGCGCAAAGACUCAUCUAACAGAUUUGCUAAUUAUUAGAACUGCUAUUUAUGCUGGACUCUUUUUUUCCCUCUCUGGUCGGUGCAGGCUACUGCCCUUUGUCCUUUGCGUCACUCAGUACUAUUCAUAGAUGUGUCUUUGAAGUAUUAUACAUUUAUUCCCCUCGGUACAGAACAGUAUGUACAGUGUUAUCAAUCUGAUUUGACAUCAGAAAGCUGUUUUUUUUUUUUUUUUUUGUGAAAUAAUGACAACCCAGGAUGUUGCUGUAACCUGCAGGAAGUGAGCUUUCUGUAUAGGUGAUGUCUUGACAACAUCUAUGUCUAGAGUCUUCAUAACACAUCUGUAAGCAUUUCAGAGCAUUUAUAGAGGGGAGUAAUCUGAGUGUGGGUAUGAACCACCUAUGAUAGUGUUUGGUGUGUGGGGGGUGGGGGUGAUUAAGGAAUGGAUAUAAAUUGGAGUUUUCACAAAAAAAUAGGUGUCUCAAAUGUAGAACAACCAAGCCACACAUCUAUAAAAA